Molecule: messenger RNA, 1869 nt
Organism: Closterium sp. NIES-65
Lineage: Eukaryota; Viridiplantae; Streptophyta; Zygnematophyceae; Desmidiales; Closteriaceae
Source: the annotation of a GenBank genome assembly
AUGUUACACUACACAAACCCCGCCCUAUUCUCCCGCUUUCCAUCACCUCGCCCCCUUCUCCCGCUUUUCAUCACCUCGGCCCAAUCUCCCUCCUACCAUCACCCCACCCCAUUCUCCCUCCUUCCAUCACCCCGCCCCAUUCUCCUGCUUUCCAUCAACCCGCCCCAUUCUGCCGCAUUCCAUCACCCAGCCCCGUUCUCCCGCUUUCCAUCACUCCGCCCCAUUUUCCCGCUUUGCGUCACCCCGCCCCAUUCUCCCGCUAUCCAUCACCCCGCCCCAUUCCCCCACUUUUCAUCACCCCGCCCCAUUCUCCCGCUUUCCAUAACCCCGCCUCAUUCUCCCGCUUUCCAUCACCCCGCCCCAUUCUCCCGCUUUCCAUCACUCCUCCCCAUUCUCCUGCUUUCCAUCACCCCGCCCCAUUCUCCCUCCUUCCAUGACCCCGCCCCAUUCUCCCUCCUUCCAUUACCCCGCCCCAUUCUCCCGCUUUCCAUCACCCCGCCCCAUUCUCCCGCUUUCGAUCACCCCGUCCCAUUCUCCCGCUUUCCAUCACCACGCCCCAUUCUCCAGCUUUCCAUCACCCCGUCCCAUUCUCCCUCUUUCCAUCACCCCGCCCCAUUCUCCCGCUUUCCAUCACCCCGCCCGAUUCUCCCUGCUUUUCAUCACCCCGCCCCAUUCUCCCGCUUUCCAUCACCCCGCCCCAUUCUCCCGCUUUCCAUCACCCCGCCCCAUUCUCCCGCUUUCCAUCACCCGCUCCAUUCUCCCGCUUUCCAUCACCCCGCCCCAUUCUCCCGCUUUCCAUCACCCCGCCCCAUUCUCCCGCUUUCCAUCACCCCGCCCCAUUCUCCCGCUUUCCAUCACCCCGUCCCAUUCUCCCGCUUUCCAUCACCCCUCCCCGUUCUCCCUCCUUCCAUCACCCCGCCCCAUUCUCCCGCUUUCCAUCACACCGCCCUAUUCUCACGCUUUCCAUCACCCCGCCCCAUUCUCGUGCUUUCAAUCACCCCGCACCAUUCUCCCUCCUUCCAUCACCCCGCCCCAUUCUCCCGCUUUCCAUCAACCGCUCCAUUCUCCCGCUUUCCAUCACCCUGCCUCAUUCUCCCGCUUUCCAUCACCCCGCCCCAUUCUUCCGCAUUCCAUCACCCCGCCCCAUUUUCCCGCUUUGCGUCACCCCGCCCCAUUCUCCCGCUUUCCAUCACCCCGCCCCAUUCUCCCGCUUUCCAUCACCCCGCCCCAUUCUCCCGCUUUCCAUCACCCCGUCCCAUUCUCCCGCUUUCCAUCACCCCUCCCCAUUCUCCCUCCUUCCAUCACCCCGCCCCAUUCUCCCGCUUUCCAUCACACCGCCCUAUUCUCACGCUUUCCAUCACCCCGCCCCAUUCUCCUGCUUUCCAUCACCCCGCCCCAUUCUCCCUCCUUCCAUCACCUCGCCCCAUUCUCCCUUCUUCCAUAACCCUGCCCCAUUCUCCCGCUUUCCAUCAGCCCGCCCCAUUCUCCCGCUUUCCAUCACCCCGCCCCAUUCUCCCGCUUUCCCUCACCCCGCCCCAGUCUCCCGCAUUUCAUAGCCCCGCCCUAUUCUCCCCCUCUCCAUCACCUCGCCCCCUUCUCCCGCUUUCCAUCACCCCGGCCCAAUCUCCCUCCUUGCAUCACCCCGCCCCAUUCUCCCGCUUUCCAUCACCCCGCCCCAUUCUCCCGCUUUCCUUCACCCCGCCCCAUUCUCCCGCUUUCCAUCACCCCGCCCCAUUCUCCCACUUUUCAUCACUCCGCCCCAUUCUCCUGCUUUCCAUCACCCCGCCCCAUUCUCCAGCUUUCCAUCACCCCGCCCCAUUCUCCCGCUUUCCAUCACCCCGCCCCGUUCUCCCACUUUCUGUUGAGUGA